Messenger RNA from Mugil cephalus (flathead mullet), 2648 nucleotides. RefSeq names its product tRNA 5-methylaminomethyl-2-thiouridylate methyltransferase (gene trmu). Gene Ontology annotation, molecular function: sulfurtransferase activity. The coding region runs from base 131 to 1384 and encodes 417 amino acids. The record is from RefSeq and is a predicted model, not a curated record. Gene Ontology annotation, biological process: tRNA wobble position uridine thiolation. The transcript has 11 exons. Gene Ontology annotation, cellular component: mitochondrion. NCBI's taxonomy places the organism in Eukaryota, Metazoa, Chordata, Actinopteri, Mugiliformes, Mugilidae.
GGACGCUUUUCCUCGUCGGACCGCUAACAUGGCGGCUUUUGAAAGUGUCAGUGAAGAGAAGUGAGGCGAAAUUGGUUAAUUACACAAGCGGGAAGCUUUAUUAAUUAAAAGCCGAGGGACGUUUGAAAGCAUGGGGUUGAUAAGACACGUCGUGUGCGCCAUGUCCGGCGGCGUUGACAGCUCUGUGGCGGCGCUGUUACUGAAGAGGAGAGGCUACAACGUGACUGGAGUCUUCAUGAAGAACUGGGACUCCCUGGAUGAGAGUGGGGUCUGUAUUUCGGAGAAGGACUGUGAGGACGCCUACAAAGUGUGUCAGAUCCUGGACAUCCCGUUCCAUCAAGUGUCCUAUGUCAAAGAGUACUGGCAUGAAGUUUUCAGCAAUCUGCUGAAGGAAUAUGAGAAGGGCAGGACACCGAACCCAGACAUACAAUGCAACAAACACAUCAAAUUCAACCAUUUCCACAAGUACGCCAUCAACACUCUGGGUGCUGACGCCAUUGCGACAGGCCACUACGCCAGGACGUCGCAGGAGGACGACGAGGUUUUCCAGCAGCUGCACAAAGCCCCGCCGACCACACUCUUCAGAGACCGAUUCGAGAUCCGAAAUCCUGUGAGGUUGCACAAAGGUGCCGAUCUCCUCAAGGACCAGACCUUCUUCCUCAGUCAGAUCUCCCAGGAUGCCCUGAGGCAGACCAUGUUCCCCCUGGCCGGACUCACCAAAGAGUUUGUGAAAAAGAUGGCUGCCGAGGCGGGGUUUCACCACGUGCUGCAGAAGAAAGAGAGUAUGGGCAUCUGCUUUAUUGGAGAGAGAAAAAACUUUGAAAAGUUCAUUUUGGAGUAUGUAGAACCAAAACCGGGAAACUUCGUCUCCAUUGAGGACGGGACUGUCAUGGGAACACACAGAGGUUGGUUCACCGUGACCCUGGGCCAGAGGGCGAGGAUAGGAGGACUGAAAGACGCCUGGUUUGUGGUGGACAAAGAUAUUGCUACUGGAGAUGUGUUCGUGGCUCCCACCACCAACCACCCGGCUCUUUUCCGCGACACGGUCCGAACGGACCGCUUCCACUGGUUGGCCGUCGACCCGCCUCCUGAACUCGUCAGGACCCAGAUGAUGGAGUGCCACUUCCGUUUCAUCCACCAGAUGCCGCUGGUUCCCUGCACGGUAACUCUGAACAUGGACGGCUCUGUGUGGAUUUCACUCUCACACUCGGUCCGAGCUCUGACGCCUGGACAGUUUGCUGUGCUCUACAAAGGGGACGAAUGUCUGGGCAGCGGGAAGAUCGUCCAGCUGGGCCCCAGCGAAUACACGCUCCAGAAGGGCCGCGAGCGCAUGGCAGCGGCUACGCGGGCCGAAGAGCAGCCCAGCCCUCAACCAGCCAGCUGAGAUCACCUCACAGUCUGACUCUGGUACACUACAAAGAGCACCCACAUGAGCACUUGGUGAUAUUGAGUCUCUGGGUGGAGGCCGCAAAGGUGUUUUUGUCUCAACAGAAGGAGGCUCGGUUCUCAGCUGAGACUCAAUGGUGAUAAGAUGAAAAAGUAACUAAUGAAAAUAAUUUUAAGUAUUUUACUUGUAGGAUAACAGAUCUGCACCAGCACCUCAGCGGUAGCUUUCAGGUAUGAUGUGUGAGUGAUUGUUUAUACAGCUCUCCAUGCAUGUACAUGCACCUCACCUAUUUGAGUGAUUACCAUCAUGGCGUUUAUUGUGUUUUCGAGUUAAUGGAAAUUAUGAGACGUCACUUACUUGAAAAAAUGGACGACAUACCUCGGUCUCAAGGGCUUAUCAUCCAAGAAGGUUUCACAAAGGCACGUCGGCCACCCCGGGGGGGAGGGGCUGCUUCGUACAUCAUGCCGAUGAGGUGUGCGGCUUAAAUCAAGAACACGGAGCUCAGUGGAAAUCUGUGUGACUUGUCUGACGAAAGGAUCUCUGUGUCCCACCCUUGUUGGGAUAAGUGUGCAAAUAUUGACUGUGCUGACAAUGAAAUGCACCAUUUAAAAAAAAAAAAACAUUUUCCAACAUACUUCCCUCGAAUAUCUGAAAUCUGCUUGUUGCACACUCCUGGGUAAUGUUUUGUUGCUCAACCACCAGAAAUGGUGGAAGGAGAAACCAAAGCCAAGAGCAACAAGCAGCCAUUAUGAGAUUUCUCUCUCGGUGGAAAAUGAAUAGGUUCCUCUCCUUGCAUCCUGCCCAGCUUUUAAAUCGUCUGUAUUCUGUGUAUUUUUUUUAAAAAAAAAGUACACAGCUUUCUUUUGCUGUAAUAACAGAAAAGCUGCUAUUAACGUGGAGGAGAAGAGUUUUAGGAUGCUCUGAUGGAGUUGUCCAUCAGCGGGGCUUCGUUUUCGGCCUAAAUUAUAAGAAAAAUAACUCGUAUUUAUUCUCUUAUAACGCCAUAUUUGUUUUUAUAUCAUACUUGGUUGCACAAAUUCACAUUUGAUUGGUGAUUCAAAUUUAGUUCAGCUGUUCAAAAAUAAGUAGACACUAAAAUGUCUAAACAUUAUUGCUGUGUAAUACUGUACAGAGUGUUCCUUCUGUAGAUUUACUACAAAAACUAUUUUUAAAAAGUGCCUUUAUAUAGGUCUGUGUGAUGCACUCAGAUUUUAAACCAUAAACUGUUCAUGAAAAUUGAAAAUAAAGACAAUAACUUGUG